Monodelphis domestica (gray short-tailed opossum) is the source of this 990-nucleotide messenger RNA. It is a transcript of the gene PAX4, whose product is annotated as paired box 4. Gene Ontology annotation, biological process: anatomical structure development; regulation of transcription by RNA polymerase II. Gene Ontology annotation, molecular function: DNA-binding transcription factor activity, RNA polymerase II-specific; RNA polymerase II cis-regulatory region sequence-specific DNA binding. The record is from RefSeq and is a predicted model, not a curated record. Lineage: Eukaryota; Metazoa; Chordata; Mammalia; Didelphimorphia; Didelphidae.
AUGCAGCAAAACGGGGUCAGUAGUGUGAAUCAGCUAGGAGGAGUCUUUGUGAAUGGACGACCUCUGCCCCAGGAUACCCGACAGCAGAUUGUAAAGCUGGCAGUCAGUGGAGUUCGUCCCUGUGACAUCUCCAGAAGCCUCAAGGUAUCCAAUGGCUGUGUGAGCAAGAUUCUGGGGAGAUACUACCGCACAGGUACCCUGGAGCCUAAGGGCAUUGGGGGAAGCAAACCUCGACUGGCUACAGCCCCUGUAGUAGCUCGUAUUGCCCAGCUCAAGGGUGAAUGCCCCACUAUCUUUGCCUGGGAGAUCCGUCACCAGUUAUGUGCUGAAGGGCUCUGCACCCAAGACAGGACGCCCAGUGUCUCUUCCAUCAACCGUAUUUUGAGGGCCUUACAAGAAGACAAGAGGCUUCCCUGGGCCCAACUCAAACUGCAAGCUUCCCCUGCUCCAGGUCUCUAUUUUCCCCACAGUGGUGCUGAAGCCCCUCGGGGGACCGGGCCAGGUACUCGCCAGCGAAAUCGAACUAUCUUCACCCCAUAUCAGGCUGCAGCCCUGGAAAAAGAGUUCCAGAGAGUACAGUAUCCUGAUCCAGCUACCCGGGGAAAGCUAGCUGAGGCCAUGUCUUUGCCUGAGGCUACAGUGAAGGUUUGGUUUUCUAACCGAAGAGCCAAAUGGCGAAGGGAAGAGAAAUUGAAGUGGGAAACUCAGUUCGCAGCUCCGUGUUCUGUGCAGAUCCGCUCCAAUCUUGGAGUUACUUCCCAGGGUCUGGUUUCAGAAGAGACUUCCAAAUGGACUGCUUCCACACAGAAAUACAUCAAUAUCAACCAUGCUUGGGAACAGCAUCAGAAAGGUAUACGAGUAAUGCCUUUCCUGGUGUUUGGCAAGAAUCUUAUGGUGGUAAGAACCCGAAGCCGCCUUCACCUCCCUCCUUCCCCAUUCUCAGGUCAUGAAGAGGGAGGGGCUAACUUUCCUCAACCCAUCAGCAGAUAA